CAGAGGAGAAAUAAAACAUAUAACAAAUACAAGGGUAAAAAAUACUAAAAUAAAAGCAUUGAAAAUAUGUGGGAUGGUAAAAUAAAAAUAAGCAAACCAAAAAACAAAUGAAUCGAUAAGUGACUUAAUUGAUAGUAGGGGGUAAUUGUACAAAAAUUUGAAAACUCUACUUCAAAAGUUCUGUGAGUUAUAGGCGCUGAAGCUAAAAGAUAUCACAACCAUUCCAAUAUCUGGAGUAAUAAUAAUAAUAAUAAUAAUGAUAACAAUGAUAACAAUAGUGGGAUAAAAAUAAACAAAACAAUGAAUAUAAGAAACAAAAAGUAAAUAAGGUUAUUAAUGACUUAACUGAUAGCGGGGGAGACCGGGGAUGGCUGUUACAUGCUAUGCACUUCACCAAACGGGGUAACAUCAGAGUCCCAUCAUCAUUUCACAGUUUCUGAAUCUUUUGGCUAUUUGUUACUACUAACCCCAGCACGGGUUCGAGGGGUUGGUUGCACCAGAGAAGCUCCCUGUUUUUGACACGUGCUUUAAAAAGUUUCCAAAACUCUUACAGAUGAUUUAAUUAUUUCCUUUUGUAGCAAACAAAUGUAGGUAAUUUGUACAAAAAUUUGAAAACUCUACCUAAAAAGUUCUGUGAGUUAUAGGAGCUGAAGCUUAAAGAUGUCACAACCAUCCCCGGUCUCCCCUAUUAUGUAAACGUGUGUUUUACAAUAAUCUGUAAUAAUCCCUGAUUAUCACAAAGAGGCUGUCAACUUUAAUCUACAACUGUUUUUCUUUUUAUUUGACUACACCCGGAUAAAGACAGAGGCACGUGCUCAAACAGGAACGAGCGGCAGGUGUCAGCAGAACACACCCAGAUUCCUCCGCGCGCACAGGUAUGCGGAGAGUGUGUGAGUGUGUGUGUGUGUGUGUGUGUGUGUGUGUGUGUUUACAGCUUCACUAUUACGGCUCGAGUCCUCUUGGUGACGCUCUGCUGACAUCACUCUGAUAUUCCCCACUCAGCUCUCCGCAUCGCGCGCACACACUGCACCGACUCUCUCUCUCUCUCUCUCUCUCUCUCUCUGUGUCUCUCACACACUCACACACUCCUCCGUCCGUCCUCCCGUCCGUCCACACACACACUUUUUCGCGCACUCACAAGGACGCACGAGCAGCCGCGGGCUACCUGUGCCAGUGCGGCCGGCCCACUCGGGGAGGGGUUUCACUCUUUUCCUGUCAUUAACCCACAGAGAGGAGCGAACACGGUCCAGGUUUUACACGGACAUACACUCUCGCACACACACACACACACACGCACACACACUCACAGACCGUAGAGGGAACAGAAGCAGUAAGUUGGGUGGUUUAACGCGCGCGGGUCUGAACUGAUCUCGAAGUUUCUGAUCGGUGAAGGAAUACUUUGGAGCCCGGUGUCCCCCCCACGCAGCGCGGUUGUGGAUAUUGGCGAUAUGGCGAGAGAUUACGGAGCCCGCUGUCCGCUCUCUCUACUGGGGAAGACUUGGCUGGUGGUGUCGGCGAUCCUCCUCGCAGCUCAAGGUAAGACGAAACCGACCGGAGCGGUGUCUCCACGCUCACCAAACCCCGUUCACAUUCCCGGCACUUCCACCCUCCGCGCUCCCGGAGUGAGUGCGGCCGGACCUGAGCACUCCCAGCCGCGCCUCCUUCGCCCUGGGAGUGCUGCAGGUUCCUCCGGCUCUACCUCCUCCUGUCCGAGCUGUGUUAAAAGUUUAUUGUCGGUGUUGACUGCUUUAUAUGUGCGUUUGUGUACGCCAUGAUUACGCGAGGUGUGGCUCCCCCCCUCAUUUGUGCUUUUUUGUCCUAAUUCCACGCAGCUUCAGACGGCAGGUGACUGUUCAGGAAAUCUAAUCCUCCCUGAGCCGCUACAAACCCUUCAUCCCACUCGGCUGACCUGUAAUCUGUGUUUACCUGGCGUAGGGGGAAAUAGGGCGCAUUGUCAGAGAGCGCAGGUGUGAUUCCUGACAUAAGAGGAAUGGGAGAAAUUGGUGCUUGGUCUGCAGAGGAACAGUGGAGCUGAAAUGGGAGCAAGGUCUCUCAUAAGGAAGAGGGCAUUUGUCAGCCCUGUGCUCUUCAGGUGGCCCUUUACACCGAGAGUGGAGAGCUCUUAAUGAAUAACCACUACAGGCUGAGAUCCACACUAUAGAGGGGGAAUCUCAGCGUUUCACCUCUGUUUCUACAUUAUUCAUGAUCACUGUGGAAAACAGACAUAAGGAGAUGGAGGCUUACGGACUCCUGAUUGAUAUGGUAUUGAUAUUCAGAUUGGCUGUUUGAAACAACAGUGGUUUACAGUUGGAUUCUGCUUAUGUGCUAAUAUGAUUCGGAGGUACGAGUGGCUCUCCACAUUCAAGCAGUAUUAAAUAAUCCUGCUGGCUUGAAGCUACGAAUUGAUUAUUUAUAAGGUGUUGUUCAUUUUAAAGGGGUAUUCCGGCGUAAAAUUAUGUUAGAGUCAAACACAGUAACACCGAGUUAGACACCACCUCAAGAGAUGAAUGUUGACGACGGCUUGCUUCUCUAGUUUUACCAAUUUUAGUAACGACCACAGAUAGCGAUACAAAGAGCCACGUGCUCAACCAAAACGCCACUCUAUAGCCACAAAUAAUGCUCAGAACAGCACCUAACUUCAUCAACAGGACAUAUAGGGUCACAGCCAGAGUACUAGACACCAAACAUCUUUUUAACUUUGCCUGAUUUCUUUAGCAAAGAGACUAAACACAACUCACCUACUCUCUUCCAACAAGCCGUUUGUUUGUAGCAAGACCUCAGGCCAGUCCAUUAUGGACUACAGCGGAGUUUCACAGCUCAAGGAAGAACAUUUAUGAUCAUUUCUUCAUGGAAAUGCGAUCAGACCGAGACGCUAAGGCAGAAGAACUACAUGAUUAAUAUGAUGAUUUUUGGUGAUGAUGUUUGGUGGCGUGUACAAUGGCUGGGACCCUAUAUGUCCUGUUGAUGAAGUUAGGUGCUGUUCUGAGCAUUAUUUGUGGCUGUAGAGUGGCGUUUUGGUUGAGCGCAUGGCUCUCUGUUUUGCUAUCUGUGGUUGUUACUGAAGUUAACUAGAGAAACAAGCGCUCGGCAACAACCUAACCUAAUUUUACACCGGAAUAUCCCUUUAAGCAGCAUUAUAGUAAUCAUGCUGGCUUAAAGCUACAAAUCAAUUAUUUAUUAGGUGUUGUAAAUUUUAAAUGUUGUGUUCUUUAAAUCAUCAGUAAGUCUUUAAGUUUGUGUCUGACAUUAUAGUCUCAGAGUGUGGUGUAUGUUUGGACAUCCUCUGAAUCCGCCUCUACAGAGUGUCUAAUGAUACUGUUCUGUGAUUCAAGGGGGGCUUUGGCCACCCAUAGUCCCCCCUUGGAUCCAGCCCUGGUGAAAAAAAAAACACAGAAGUGACCAAAUUGUAAAUAUUUGUUGAGUCAUUAUGAAACAGUUUAAACUCAUGACUCUUCACUCAUUUUUAUCAGCCUGAAGUUUUUCUUUCAUUUCCUUUAAACUCUGCUGCAGAGAUUUGCUUUCAGCCGACGUUGAUAGUUUCCUCCUCUGAUAUCAGCAUGAUUCAUGUUCUGUCUGCACAAUGAGAAAAAGAAAGGGGAAUUUAAAGGGAUAUUAACCAAUUUUUUGCUGGUUUACUUAUUUUAAAUGUAGAUCGAUAAUCAGAGAUGUGCAGCAAGCCAGUGUCAGCUGAUCUUGUAACUUUUGCUAGUGCAUAGUAGGGCUGGGCGAUAAACUGAGAAUUUACAGAUACAGAAAUUUACGACAAUAUCUGACGCCAUCAAUCAAUCAAUCAAUCAAUCAACUGUAAAAAGGAGGGAAUGUGGGAGGGGGUGAGCAGCUUGCGGAGUAGUUAUUGUCCAUUUAUCAUUAUCGAGGUGAACAUCUCGAUUUAUCGUGAUAUUGGUUUGAGGCCAUAUCGCCCAGCCCUAGACAUACUAAAAAAUGCUUUUAUAGGAGAUGAAAAGAACCUCUUUUAAUGUCAGUUUGGGGAUUUUAACUCUAUCCUGGUUGGAGUUUUUUGCACUGGAAAUGGCGUCACCUUUCGGCAGCAAUCUUGAGGCUGGAGACAGAAGUACUCACUUCUAACAGGUUGUAUGUGUUUGUGUGCGUGUACAAUUGCCGGCGUGCACUCCCGUCUGUGUAAGAUACAGUGUGUACAUUAACGGUUAAAGAGAGUGCAGAGGCAGAGGAGGUGUGAGCAGGAAAUUUUAAGGCGAGUUGAAAGAUGAAGUCAAACAAACAUCCUGCGUCAAAUAUCUGAUGAGACAGAGGUCACGGUCAGGAAUCUGCACUAUCAUGUUUAUACCGCUCUUUAAGUCCAAGGAUAAACAGCAUAAAUAUCUCCGGCCUGAUGAGUCUCAUACUCUGUAAGCUGAUGCGUUUCCGUCCCCUAAUAUCGACUCACGCUGUCAUCCCGCUGAUAUCAGUCGAGCUGGGGGACGUGAAGUUCCUGCAAAGUGAUGCAAGCUCGAUGCAACAGACUGUAGUCGAAGUUUUGAGGUAAAAACACUUAUAAAUGUCUGGCAGGUUAUUUGUUUUUAUUUGUUUUUUUUGUGAAACUUGGAAAGUCACUCCCACACACUAUCCCUCCUGCAGCACAGAAAGUUUAAUGUUGACGCUGUUUGGAUUCUGAUACAAAGAGUUUUAAAGGUUUCUGAUGACUAAUACUGAUGCAUUAUAAAAACACAAUAAUAACCUCACUCUGAACUCGCUAAUGCAGUCUCUUGGAUGGAGUAUUGAGCAAAUAUUACACCGUAAACAAGAAGAGAUACCAAUAAACUCGCUUGUGAUUUCCAUAGCAACGCUCCAUGUCCCCAUGAGAGCAUUACAGUGAUGGAUAUGGAGAUAAGCACAAACUGUGAAUGUCUCUAAAAUGCACCGCUGAGUAACGCAGACGUGUUCGAACUCCCAGCAGAAAAUACUUUCCGAUGUUUUUUUCCCCCAACUGGGACCGGAUACAAACUCAGACCAGCAGGCUGUUGAGCUCCACUGAUCGUCUGACGAACCCUCAAAGCUGCUCCGUCAGCGUGAAUCUGUCAACCUGUUGUUUUCACCUCAAAAUCGUCACCAGGGAAAAGGCUCCAGGGUUCGAGGGCGAGCUUUUCCAAGGCUGCAGAGGAUGUUCUCUGAGCAUCUGCUGCAUGAUAGACGACGAGAACGUCAGGUGUGAUUGUGAGGCAGGAGGACGAUUUUCUCCUCAAUUGAAAUUUUCCUUUUGUUAUGACACUCUUUCUUCCCUGCAUAGUUGUAAGUCACGGGAAGAGGAGAACCCGGGUGUAGUGGCGCCGCGGUGCAGCGCAGGUUGGUGCGAGGAUGACAGGUACUCAGCCGGGACUCUGCUGCAACAGGCCUGUAUUGUUAAAAAGCUGUCAGGCUGUCUUGACAGUUUCCCCACAGGUUAUGAAUUAAUUCCAACGUGCAACAACACAAUCGUCUUUUCGGAGGAGGGAAAACUUUCACACUCAGAUUUC
Molecule: messenger RNA, 5471 nt
Organism: Xyrichtys novacula (pearly razorfish)
Lineage: Eukaryota; Metazoa; Chordata; Actinopteri; Labriformes; Labridae
Source: the annotation of a GenBank genome assembly